This is a messenger RNA of Tribolium madens (black flour beetle), 389 nucleotides long. RefSeq lists its product as uncharacterized. The record is from RefSeq and is a predicted model, not a curated record. The coding region runs from base 12 to 389 and encodes 125 amino acids. NCBI's taxonomy places the organism in Eukaryota, Metazoa, Arthropoda, Insecta, Coleoptera, Tenebrionidae. Gene Ontology annotation, molecular function: odorant binding; olfactory receptor activity. Gene Ontology annotation, biological process: detection of chemical stimulus involved in sensory perception of smell; sensory perception of smell. Gene Ontology annotation, cellular component: plasma membrane. The transcript is spliced from 4 exons.
AUAUUAAAAAAAUGAUUCGAGGUUUUAUUGCGAUUUUUGCCAUUGUCGGAUGUCUUUUGGGAAUUAGCAUCUUAUACUUUGUUAUGUUGUUUGAAGGCAAUCUUUUUGAUAAGUUUGGUCGUCUUAGUACUCUUGGUGUAGCUGCAUUCAACACUUUUAUAGCAGCUAUAGUAUCUGGCCAAAUGGUUGAAAAUUCGUCUUCAGAUGACGUGGAUGCUAUUAUUUAUAAUUGCAAUUGGUAUGAUUGGAAUGAAGAAAACAAACGGUUUUUUUUAAUUGUAAGAAUGUCAACAAUGCAACCAUUCAAAUUACAAUUUUCGGAAAAUUAUGCAAUUAAUUAUGAACUGGGAGUUUCGGGCGCCGCCCCCCAGGGGUGGACCGGCAAUUAG